UCUUCUCUGGAUUCGCUGCUCUUGCUGGUCGACUAAAGAUCCCCGAGGGACAGCCUCGGCCCAACAACUUUCAUGACGCAUUCAGCUUCAACGGUGCUUUUGGUGCCGGUGGCGUUUACAACUAUGCCACAGCUUUGCUCCGAAUCGUCUUUUCGUACAAAGGAUGGGAGAACGCCAACUAUGUCCUCUCCGAGGUCAAGAAUCCUCGCAAGACCCUUGGCAUCGCUGCUCCAUUGGCAGUUGGAGGUGUAAUGAUCCUCUAUGUGCUCGCCAAUGUCGCCUACUUUGCGGCCAUUCCGUCGACAGAUCUUGCCAAUUCCGGUGUUGUUGUCGCCGGCCUCUUCUUCCGCAACGUCUUUGGCAACACAGCAGGUGCGCGUGCGCUCCCCGUGUUUGUAGCCAUGUCGAAUAUAGGAAAUGUCCUUGCAGUCUCGUUCGCCCAUUCGCGUGUGAAUCAAGAAUUGGCGAAGGAAGGCAUCCUCCCCUUUUCCAAAUUCUUUGCUUCCAAUAAACCGUUCAACGCGCCCGCAGCUGCACUAUUCCUCCACUGGAUCGUCACCGUUAUUGUCCUCUUGGCUCCUCCUCCGGGUGAAGUUUACGAGUUCAUUGUUGAUCUCUAUACCUAUCCCGGCACAUGGAUCAAUUCGUUUGUCGCGGGCGGUUUGAUCUACCUCCACUGGAAUAAAUCUGAAAAUUGGUCAAGUCCAUGGUACAGCUUUGACGGAAUCAACUUACUUUACCUGUUGAGCAAUGUUUUCCUUGCCAUCGUCCCCUUCAUUCCUCCCAAAGUCAACACCAGAAGCUACCCGCACUAUGUGUUCCCUCUCGUUGGAGUUGGUGUGCUUGUCUUGGGUGCCGGUUACUGGGCGAUAUGGGUCAAGAUACUACCAAAGUUGGGCGGGUACAAGAUUGUGAGUGAACGCAAGAUUGACGAGCAGACGGGAGGAGAAGUGGUGAGGUAUAAAAAAGUCAAAGUCACCUAG
Messenger RNA from Acaulospora colombiana, 983 nucleotides. The record is from the annotation of a GenBank genome assembly. Lineage: Eukaryota; Fungi; Glomeromycota; Glomeromycetes; Diversisporales; Acaulosporaceae.